CGUCCGCCCCCGAUUUUCUUCCGGGUAGCAAGAAAGGACGGCGAGAAUUGAAGGACGCUUUCAUUUUCCCCCCCAUUUUCCCGCGCGAAUUGCGCAGGCGGGCUGUGUUUUUCGUUCUCAUUUAUCUUUCUGUCCUGAAGAACAAAUGUCCGGACUGGUCAAUUUCGAAGAUGAAGAGGAGGUGAAAGUUUAUUUGGAAAAUCUGGGAAUAGAAUAUAGUUUCCAGUGCUACAAGGAGCACGAUCCUGACGGUUGCCAUCGUUUAGCUGAUUAUCUAGCUGGGAUAAAGGUCAACUUUGAAGGAGCUGCAAAAGUUCUAAAGGAAAAUUGUGAAAAUAAUCUGCACAGUGAGAGCUGCUACAAACUUGGACAUUACUAUUUGACUGGAAAAGGUGGGCUUCCAAGAGAUGUGAAAACUGCUUACCAAUGUUUUUUGAAAUCUUGUGAAAAAGGUGGGAAGAAAUCCAUCAAUGCUUGUCACAGUGCUGGACUAUUGGUACAAGAUGGACAAGUAAACGAGGAUGAGAAGCCUAAUGUCCCUUUAGCCAGGGACUAUUAUAGUAAAGCUUGUGACAGUGAUUUUGCCCCCAGUUGUUUCAACCUAAGUACUAUUUAUCUUCAAGGAGCUCCUGGCAUAUCAAAGGAUAUGAGUCAAGCAUUGCAGUAUUCUCUAAAAGCAUGUGACUUAGGGCACAUGUGGGGAUGUGCCAAUGCUAGCCGAAUGUACAAAUUGGGGGAUGGAGUUGAGAAGAAUGAUGCCAAGGCUGAAACUUUAAAGAACAGAGCAGAAACCUUAUACAAAGAACAAAACACAGCUGUAAAUACUUUAACAUUUGGACAGUAAGCCUAAACAAAUAAUCUAGUUUGAAGAAGUAUACUUUGUUAAAUAGGGCAGGUAUUUAAUCUCCAGGUUUAUUCUCUUGAAUGUUCAAAACUUGUAAAUGAAACUUUGUAUAAUUUAUUACAUAAGGCAAUAAAAUAACUG
Messenger RNA from Notechis scutatus (mainland tiger snake), 985 nucleotides. RefSeq names its product cytochrome c oxidase assembly factor 7 (gene COA7). Gene Ontology annotation, molecular function: protein binding. Gene Ontology annotation, cellular component: mitochondrial intermembrane space. The record is from RefSeq and is a predicted model, not a curated record. Lineage: Eukaryota; Metazoa; Chordata; Lepidosauria; Squamata; Elapidae.